AUGGUUAAUGAAAAUACACCAUCUUCUUCACAACCUACAGGUAAACAUAAAAAAAUGUGCCAAGAGAUUCUGGAUGACAUUGCCGCUGAGCCUUUUGAAUUAACUAAAAGUAAAAAAUGUCCUUAUUGUGGUGCCCUCAAAUUUCAAUACGAAACAAAAGCAUCAGAAAAUUUACAGCUAUAUUUUCAUGAUACCGAGCAUGAAAUUGCCAACCGAUUUAAAGCAUGCCCUAGAAUAUCUGAGUCUAUAAUUGAAAAGACUGUUCCUGAAGUUGAUCAAAGAGUUUACAACAAACCACAAACUUCUCAAGUGACAAUGUCGAGGAUAUAUCUACCGAUUAAAGAGAUUACAGAAGCCACCAACAACUGGACUGCACUUAUCCAAGUUGUUGAGAGGCCACCCAUUCACCAAAGCAAAAAUGAUUCGACAAUGCAUUAUCGCAGAUACUUAUUCACAGAUGAAGAGGGCACAAAAGUAGCUGCCGUUGUUUACAACAAUGUCAUUGACGAAUUUACGCAACCGUUGCUCAUGCCAUACAAAAGAUAUUAUGUUUCCGGAGCAAAAGUACGUCCAGAGAUACCACUGUAUCAGGUUGGUGAUUACAAGUACAAAUGGACUCUGGUUAAAGGUACCAAUGUUGAAGACUAUGAAGAACCCAUGCCUCCACAACUUCCGUGCUCAAUUGAAAUUCAUCAAUUUGCAAAUUUACACAAAUAUGCAGAUACGGAGAAUCCCAGAAACUUGCUUGCAGUUAUUGUUCAUGCUUUUCCAAAAAGGACUGUUGGUACUAACACAACACGUGAAGUGAUCGUCAUCAACGAAGAAAUGAAACCAAUGAUUCUUACACUAUGGAAUCAGUUCGAGAAAGAUGAUGAUAAAAUUGAAAGGCUUAAGUCUAUAUACUCUCAAUAUCUGCUUCAGACGAAGACUUGUUGGGUCAGCGGAAAAAUGAAGCUCGCAAGCGACGCCAAAUCCUUAUGGGCAGCCACGUGCGGCAACUGCCGCAAGAAUUACAAUAUGCCACCAAACACAGCAAUGAAAUGUCGAAGCUGCCAGGCAGAUACUUACGUUGAAGCAAGGUGUCGGAUUCCAAUGGCAAUUAAAGAUGAAACAGGAACAAUAUAUGCAAUAAUCUAUGGGACUGAUGCAGAAAGAAUUAUCCCGUUCAGCGGGAAUGAUUUGUAUGAAGCAGAGAAAAAUGGCCAAAACAUAAAAGGUGAAAUUGAAGCAGUGAUAGAAAAGCACAGCGUUGUCUGUUUCAUUAAGUAUACUGAGUCUGGUUAUCAUACAAUUCUAAAGCUUUAUACCGCUGACCACAUGAACACCGAGAAGAAUAUGCAUGAAGAACAACUCUCCAAAAAAGACACAGCCAGUUCAUCAUCAGCCAAGGUUGUCGAAAAACAACUCUUCACCCCAACACUCAAAAAUGUGCUCCAGUCCGUUGCCAUGAAAAUUGAGAAAGAUCCAACCAUCGGAAGUUCAGAACCACUUGUUAAAAAGCGCAUCUACUUUGAAACCCAACCAAUAGCCUCCUCCUCAAUCACAACUGCCACACCAUCAAAACAAGCUUCACCAAAACCAAGUCAGUUCAAUCUUGAAACACAUAAAGAUCUACCUGCCAGCCCUUCAAAGAAAAGUCGACCCAAAAUGGAUUGACGCCUCGACACCUACAGCUUUUGACUUUUGGCUCGACACAUCAAGCUUUUGACUUUUGAACUAGAAAAACAUGAAGAAUGGAUGCUUCUUUUGCGUACAAAUUUGAAAUUUGCAAGGUUAAAAAAACCUACCUAAAAACUGAUACUUUGUAGUCAAAUCCUUAACAGAAUUAAAUGCAUCUAUUUACAUAUAGAUGCUUUUCGAUUCUGUAGAAGGAAAAUACUCAAUGUGUUAUGCCCAUGACUAUGCUUUUGUGUAUUGUAUCUUUUGAUCAUCCAAUU
Molecule: messenger RNA, 1937 nt
Organism: Striga asiatica
Lineage: Eukaryota; Viridiplantae; Streptophyta; Magnoliopsida; Lamiales; Orobanchaceae
Source: the annotation of a GenBank genome assembly